ACCGUGUUUUGACAACAGUAGACUGCUCUAGCAGACAGAAAAACAAGACAGAGAGACACCUCAGCAAGUUAUAUUGAACUCUCCAUCCUCCACCUGAACCAUGUCUGGAAACAAGAAAGGGUUCUCCACCACCUCUCAGAAGCACCGUAACUUUGUCUCUGAGCCUAUGGGGAACCGUUCUGUGAGGGACGUUCCCGGGAUCGGACCUGUACAGGGCCGCAGGUUAGAGGAGCAGGGCAUUCACAGGGCUGACCAGAUGUUGGGCCAGUACCUGGUGAGUGGUCGGAACCAGGGCCAGUUCCAGGGCUAUCUGAAAAAUACCACAGGGGCCAACGCCAAGCAACAAAGUGACGCCUACAAUGGAAUAAGAGAGUGGACCGACAACAAUAUGUAGGACAGCAUUCACUCACUAUCUCUGCUCCUUUCUGUUUUUCUACUCCCUAACUAGGACUCUUCAGACCUACCUAGGUCAACUUUCAUCUAAAGCACAUCAGCUGAUGGAUGUAAUGUAUUGAUAAGUAAUAUUGAGUAAUCAUAAAGUUGAUAGUUGUUUAUAAAACACUGUACUUCCUUUUGUUCUUCUUGUCAUGUUCUUCAACUGAGACCCUGGGCCCUGUCCCCAGGUUAAAGUGAGCGUUUUGGAUGCAUUCUGUUCUGGAAUAAAUCUGGAAUUAACUUUU
Molecule: messenger RNA, 680 nt
Organism: Salvelinus sp. IW2-2015
Lineage: Eukaryota; Metazoa; Chordata; Actinopteri; Salmoniformes; Salmonidae
Source: RefSeq, a predicted model, not a curated record